Pyricularia pennisetigena is the source of this 1854-nucleotide messenger RNA. RefSeq lists its product as uncharacterized. The coding region runs from base 1 to 1854 and encodes 617 amino acids. The transcript is spliced from 7 exons. The record is from RefSeq and is a predicted model, not a curated record. NCBI's taxonomy places the organism in Eukaryota, Fungi, Ascomycota, Sordariomycetes, Magnaporthales, Pyriculariaceae. Gene Ontology annotation, cellular component: dynactin complex. Gene Ontology annotation, biological process: cytoskeleton-dependent cytokinesis.
AUGACGGAACCUUUAAUGGACAACACUCUCGAUAAUACCACUCUAGCCACCAUUGAGCUUCUCGAGGCUCGCCUUCUCCGCUUGGAGCACAUCGUCUAUGGCCCCGCCGGCAACCCCGAUGCGAUUCCCGAGUCCUCGGCCACCAGCACGAUGCGCGACCUAGAGCGCCGCUUCCAGGCUUUAGUGUCCAGGUCACGAGUCUAUCAAGAUCUGUUGAAAAUUUACAACGAGCACCCCUCCCUCUUCGUCUCCGAAUCGCAACACGCACAGUCCGACAGCAAAGCCAAACAACCUCCGACACAGCUCGACCCGGCCGCCGUGCGCGCCAUAGUCCUGGCCUCGGCCUCGCAGUACCAUGGCACCGCCUCCGCACUCGCGGCCGUCACCCAGGACGUGCCCGUGCCCGACCCGGGACUGAGUGCGAGCCUCGUGGCCACGGCGCCGCGAGCCAGGGCCAUCGAGGCUAUGCAGCGCGCGCAGACAGCCGAGGUUGCCGAGUUGCGGGCGAGGAGCGAGCGCCUGCUAAGGGCUUGGUACGAGGGCCGCGUGCUGAAGUACAGUAAAUUCGUGGCCGACGCGGAGGGGCGAGUCCAAGACGUCGAAAAAGCCGUGCUGAGGGCCGAGGCAAUGAGGGCAGAGGGCGAUAAGGUCGGUCCUCCCUAUGUUCUGGCUGCGAAGAGAACAGCAGAAGAUCUGGACGAGUGGAUCAGCAAGGUACACUUUUCACUUGGUAAUCAAUCUGGGCGAAAUGUCUACCCGGUCUUCGCCUCAUGUAUGCUCAAGAUCCUGGAUCAUGACUUGGUCGGACAGGGCAAGCUAACGCGCACAGACGAUAUACACUUGAAAAGGUACCGCAGGCGUCGCCAUGUCGUUGGACUCACGGCACGCUAUAAAUACAGCAACCUUGAUAUAGCUCUCUCCAUGUCCUACUGUCCGGAAACGGACAUCACCACGGCUCUGAUGGUUGGUCCCACUGUCCGGCAGACCGAGUUCAUCCGCGCUCAGGUCUGCAGGCUGGCCCGAAUCGCCCAUCACCCGGCGUUGGUGCCGACACUCAUGGUAGAGUCCGUGCGCAGCGUGCUAGUUCACAAGAUCACCCGUAUGUGCGUAACCAUCAGGUCGUUGGAAAGAAACUAUAAGGGGAUAUCGCCAAUAAAUAUCUGCGUGCAAUCUGUCGACAUGGCCAAGGAUCUCGCCAUCACGGAAAUGGAACUGGAAAUGCUGGAAACGCAGCGAGCCGAGACCGUUGACCUUGUCCGGUUGACAUCAGAUGGUGGCCCGCGUUCGGAGAAGGGCAAGGAAAAAUCACGCGCCGACAUGGUGGAGAUUGGGCUCGUGCUAGAGGAGAGGCUGGACUUUUUGUUGAACACGACCAAGCACCCACGCCUGAUGGUCCGUAUGUUCAAGGAGCGUAGUGUGGCAGUGUUCUCACUGGCCGCCAGCCCCAAUGCCAUCAACACAGCAGUCACGGUGGCCCAAAUCCGGCAAACGCUAAAAGACCACCUAGGUCAAAGCACGGACAUGUUUUGGUGGUUCAGGGUGGUUGUGUUGACUGUCAUCAUCUUUACACCAGGAAUCUUUGCCACGACUCUUUUUUCGACAUCGUUCAUGGCCGGGGUAAGCCCCCCUCAGUGGAUGUUCUGGGCUACCGCGGUGUCAUUGACGGUAGGGAUCCUGGUCGCGCUCGGAAUCUGGAGGCUGUGGAAGCCUCCUAAGUGGCUCUUGCGUUGGCCCGAUAUGGCCAGCUGGAUGAGGAACAUCAAGUACAAGGUGCGGCGCAGGUUUGGGCUCAAUGACGAUGCAUCCAGCACGAACACGGGAUCCACCUUUUCUGUCGUCGACGACGACGCAUAA